AUGUAUUUAUUAAAACAAAAACAAAAUUUAUUGGAUCUUAAAUUUUGUCAAAAAUAUUUAUAUGAAAUUCUUCCUUCAUUAGAAGGUUCAACAGCAAUAAGAUUAAGAAAAAAAGAAUUAGUUGAAUGGUUAAAGAAAGAGAAUAUGAACGAAUAUGAAAAGUAUUUUAGAAUAAAUUUUCUUCACAUUUUUAAUCUAGAGACAGAUAUUGAGAAUAUAUUUGAUUCAAUUUGUAGAGUUUUUGGAAAUAAUUUUAUUACACUUAUUUCUGAAGCUGAUUAUAGAAAACAGUUUAAUAACGAAAAAUCACCAGCUUUUGUGGUUAAAGAAUUUGUACGAAACGAGUGGGAUAUGAUAUUCUAUGAUAUUUACGAUAGAAGAAAAUUUUUAUUUUUCAUUACGAAAUUUGAAGUUGACGAAUGGAAAAAGAAUUUUG
Dentiscutata erythropus is the source of this 436-nucleotide messenger RNA. Lineage: Eukaryota; Fungi; Glomeromycota; Glomeromycetes; Diversisporales; Gigasporaceae. The record is from the annotation of a GenBank genome assembly.